AUGACGUCGCGUAACGUUGAGCCGUCGCGGCAAUCGUUUCCGGUUUCCAUCUCUAGCGCCCCUCCGUCCAUCGAUCCUCGUCCGUCCAUCGAUUCGCGGCCGAUCGGUUCCCUGAUUCCAGACGAGGAAGAUGACGUGGCGCCGUGGAAGUUAGACGAUGACGAAUCACACGAUUUAGAGCCACAAGUUUCCGACACAGGAGGGGGACGGAUCGCCGCACGAACGGCGCAGAUCACCGAAGGAGCGCGGCGGAUCGCCGCAGGCAGCGGGGGAGGCGACGAGCAGAGCGGCGAAGUCCUCCGCAGAAAGCUUAUUUCGGUUGACGCGCGCGAGGGUGCCUUUCCGCCGCGCAGGAGGCUGGGUGCGGGCGAUCUGCGGGGGGGGGGCUUUUCGCGGCGGAAGCGGUGGAAGGAGCGGCUGGUGCGCAAGCUGGGUCCGGGGAAGAACAAUCUCCGCGAGUACCUCCGCGCGGAGGGCUCCCUGCGGUCCGAGAAUCUAACUACACGAUACCUAAUGGAGUCGCUACACCACGUGUUCUUAGACUAUCACAACCAGUCCCACCAGCAGACGGAGGAUAUGCAUAUUAGGUGCAAAGGCGGCGAGUGCCCGGAUUUCCAGCAGUGCUCGGGGAAUUUCACCUCUGUAGACGCGUGCCACUGCCCGGAUAUGGAAGAUUUGAGCCGGCGGGCAGCUUUACCGCCGCUGAACUGCCCGCGAAUAAAGAAAGUUAUGGUGGAUUCGCCGUUAAAUAUCAAGCCAGUGAAGAUAUUGUUUGAUCCGAACUGCUCUCACGCGGAGGAUGAUAUUCCGCAUUUUGCGUGGGUGAGCCAGAUGUUCAACCUGCGCCACGUGUACUUCAACUCGCGCGGACAGGCGUUUAAUGAUUCGUUCCUCUACGAUAGAAAUGGCUGCGGCAGCGAACACAAGUUCGACAUCCCAGAAGGUACCAGAGUCACGGUGUACGAUAGAAUCAUAAACCUGGCGCAUUGGAACGCGUACCAGUUCUACCACGGCAUUCUCGAGCUCGUGCCCGUCUUCUUCAUGCUCUCCAAGGCGCCGCACCUGCUGCGCGCGCUGCCCAUCGCCGUGCAGUACCUGCAGAUGGACUUUUUGGAAAAACUCGGAACCUUUUUCAUUGGGAUGGAGAUGGUUCACAUGGACCUGAGGGUGGUUCCGGACGACGAGGUGUUCUUCGCUCAUCAGGUGCUGCAGCCCUAUUACCAGUGGUGCGGGCGGCCCAGUCGCUCCCUCUGGCGUCACUUCCGUCGGCUGUAUCUGCUGCCACCUGAUGGCCUCCCCAUGUUCCUCCCUGAUUGGGCCCCUCGCGUCAACAGCGCCAUGCAGUCAUACUCCAUCGGCUUCCCAGGUGCGCCUGCGGACUGGGUGGUGGUGCUGGCACAGCGAUACAACACGCGGGCACUGGAGCAGCAUGGGGAGGUGGAGGAGCUGCUGUGCACUCUCUUCCCUCGAGAGCGGGUGGUGGUGUUUGACGGCAGCCUGCGCAUUGCUGAUGGUGAGAGGGGGAAAGGAAGGGAAUCUUGCUCCCCUGUGAUUAUGAUGGGAUAUGGUGGCACUGCAGCAGCACGGGGAGGUGGAGCUGCUGUGCUCUCUGUUCCCGAGAGAGCGUUGCAUGCGCGCAUUAUGUCACUGCAGCAGCGAGGGCAGGUGGAGGGGCUGCUGUGCUCUCUGUUCCCUUGGGAGUGGGUGGUGGUGUUUGAAGGCAGUCUGCGCAUUGCUGAUGCCAAUUUCCCUACCCUGCAUGCAGCCAAUUUCCCUACCCUGCAUGCAGCCAAUUUCCCUACCCUGCAUGCAGCCAAGGCGCUCUUCCGUCGACCCGUGCUGUUCGUGGCAGCGCACGGGGCAGCGAUCACCAACGCCAUCUUCAUGCCGUUCAAGUUGGUCCUGCUUGAACUGCGCCCCAGGGACUUCCACAAGGCGUGCACAGAGGUGCAGGGAGCAGUGUCUCUCGCACUCGCCCACACCAUCUCCUCUCCACGGCAGCGCCCCUUGCAACAUACCAGUGCCUUCAGCAACAUUCCACCCUCUUCUUCCUCCCAAUCCCCUCCAUUAUUCACCACCUUGCAGCCAAGGCUCUGUUCAAUCGGGCUGUGCUCUUUGUUGCCGCACAUGGGGCAGCGAUCACCAAUGCCAUCUUCAUGCCGUUCAAUCAAGUCACCCCCCUCCUAUCUCCCCUCUUCUUCCUGCCAACCCCCUCCUAUCGCCCCCACCUCUCUUGCAGCCAAGGCCCUCUUUAAUCGAGCCGUGCUGUUUGUUGCCGCACAUGGGGCGGCGAUCACCAACGCCAUCUUCAUGCCGUUCAAGUCGGUCCUGCUUGAACUGCGCCCCAGGGACUUCCACAAGGCGUGCUACCACCACCUGGCCGAGGUGUGCGACCUGCAAUACUUGCUGCUGCUGUGUGAGGGAGCCAAGGACACGCCUCUUUCGUGUGAUAUGGGUGAAGUGAGGAGGGUAUUAGAGGAGGUGCAAGGGCGUGUGGAUAAAGUGCUGGAAGAAGGGCCGGAGGUGCAGCUGGAGGAGGAGGAGGAGGAGGAAGGGCAGCGUUGA
Molecule: messenger RNA, 2565 nt
Organism: Closterium sp. Naga37s-1
Lineage: Eukaryota; Viridiplantae; Streptophyta; Zygnematophyceae; Desmidiales; Closteriaceae
Source: the annotation of a GenBank genome assembly